Messenger RNA from Nilaparvata lugens (brown planthopper), 1248 nucleotides. Its product is annotated as myosin-9-like. The transcript has 5 exons. NCBI's taxonomy places the organism in Eukaryota, Metazoa, Arthropoda, Insecta, Hemiptera, Delphacidae. Bases 352 to 1248 code for a protein of 298 amino acids. The record is from RefSeq and is a predicted model, not a curated record.
AAAAAGAAAAGCAGCUGCAGUAGUAAACAUAACCUAAAAGUAACGGUCUUUCCAAUUUAUUUUUUAUUGAGUAUUGUGCGCUUUUAUUUUUAACAACUCAUUUGUGUUUGAAAUGUACUAAAUAGUAGGUAAUAUAGAAAUAAAAUCGUUGAAGAAAUUUGUCUGGUAGUAUGAAAUGAAACCAUAUCCCUAGUUUUUCAAAACAAAUGAACUCCUAUUUUGAUGUUUUAAGCGGUGGCCUAAGCCUAAUCAGUUAUUGUAAUAAUUUUGUCCUUUAAUACAAUAUUUCAUUUUAUAAUCCAAUAAAAUGUUUUCAAAUAAGAUUUAGACGCCUAAUUUAAGUAAAUCAAGAUGGAAUUCUGUUGUGAUAAAUGCAAAUGUGCAUCGGAAGUUGAAAAUCUCCAACGUCUUUUGAAAACAGUUAAUGCGGAGAAAGAUCUAGCAAUUGACAUGUACAAAGUUAGUUCGCAAACAAUUGAAACGUUGGAGGAAGAAUUGGAAACCAGAGAAGGCGGUAAAGAGUUUGAAUUGUUUAAAAGACGAAUCAAAGAGGCCCAGUACCAAAUGCAAAGUGACUACACAGAGGCCAUCAAUAUUUUAGAAGAGAAAUUGCGGACAGUCGCUGCUGAGCUGCGUUCAAAAAUUGAUGAGAACAAGAAAAAAUCGCUGCAAAUUGCUGAACUGAAUGCAAAACUUGACGUGUAUCGGGAGUUGAAAAUUGAGUAUGAAUCUGUAUGUGAGAGGGAGACUGAGUUCAAGGAAAAGUGCCUUAUUCUUGAGACAAAGUGCCUGGAACUGGAGAAGAAGCUGGAGCUAGUCCGGCCGACCCAGGACGAACUGGAGCGGCAGGUUCACUCGCUGACCGACAGAUGGCGUACGAGCGAACGGCAGUUGUCCGAACUGCAGCUGGCUCUGGAGCGAGCCACCGAUUUGGCCAAUCAGCUCAGUGCCAAAGAAAUGGCCGCCAGACAAAAAGUGGCUGAAGCUGUGACUCUCGUUGAGUCGACUCUGGUCGAUAAGCAGACUGUCGAUUACCAGAAAGCUAUGCUUGAAAACGAAUGCAGAAGAUUAAAAAAAGAAUUGAUGGAACUGAUUGAUGAAGCUGGCAAACAGGUUUCACAAGAAGCUGACUUGAAUAAAAAAGACUAUGAAAGCAGACUGCAAAUGAUAACAUCACAAAUGGAACUCAUAGAAAAGGUAGGAAACUCAGGCCUAUUCUACAUUGCAUACACAUACAAAAUCAUUUGA